AUGGACAUCAAGGUUAACAUCGAUGGAGUACUCAGAGAAGUGUGUGGGAUUAAUGAAGGAACAACAUGUGAAGAAGUGAUUUUUAAGCUUGCACAGAUUGCUAGUUUGCCUGGAUUCUAUACUCUGGUUGCCAGCUGCAGAGAUAAAGAAAUUACACUAUCUCCAGAGGAGAAAAUUAUAAAUUUCAUUAAAGAAACUAAAGAAAAUCCAUCUAACAUAUGUUUUAUUCUUCGUCGAUUGGAGGCUGUAUCUCCUUUCUCUCCGAAAAUCCCCAAAGCAUAUCCUCCCAUUCCCAAUCAUCAACCGACAAGUCGGCCUCAUCAACAGUCCUCUCGUAGUUCAUCACGACGUUCUAAUGUUCCAGUGACAUCUGAAAAUAAAGAAUUAUAUUCCUCUACUUCAUCAUCCUUACCGAUUCCAGCUCAGCAAUAUGCUAGCUCUGCAAAGCAAUCAAGAAUUUAUCGUUGUGAUCCUAGUCAUGAACUAAUUCAUUCUACCUUAGUAACCAGUGCUGCUGGUGAAGAAAAAUCAUAUCACGAUGUUGAUCAAUAUAAUCAACUUAAAGAUCAAUUGGCAUAUCAAGAACAACAAGUUGAACUCAAUCGGAUACGGUUGCUUCGAUUAGACAAGGAAAUCAAUCAUUUAGAACAGUCAGCCCGAUUUGGUGGUAAUAACAACAAUAGUAAUAGUAAUAAAGAUGGUUAUUCUACGUUGGAUUUAUUAAGUGGAUCGGCUGUUGGUCCUGUGGCAGAAUUGGCCCAACUAGCAGCUACACCAUGGUCACAAUUAUUAGAUACAAAUCGUGCCAGACAACGUGAAUUAUUAUCAGAAUGUGAACGGCAUAAAAUUGCUAUCGACCAAGUGGAUACUCAUUUAGCUAAAACAAAAAUGAAUUUAUCUCAACUAGAAAAUCAAAUCAGUCAAGAGUUAAAUCAAUUGCUCAAUGAAUUGGAAGGAUAUAAUCAGCAUAGAAGGUUACUACUGAAAUCAGCCGGAAGUAGUAGCUCACACCCUCGUCCUAGAACAACUAUUAAUAAUCCAUCAGAGGUGGCAAGCGAUGGUGUUGCUGUAUAA
This is a messenger RNA of Schistosoma curassoni, 1074 nucleotides long. NCBI's taxonomy places the organism in Eukaryota, Metazoa, Platyhelminthes, Trematoda, Strigeidida, Schistosomatidae. The record is from the annotation of a GenBank genome assembly.